Molecule: messenger RNA, 705 nt
Organism: Mesorhabditis spiculigera
Lineage: Eukaryota; Metazoa; Nematoda; Chromadorea; Rhabditida; Rhabditidae
Source: the annotation of a GenBank genome assembly
AUGGCCGCCCCGCUGCUCGACGAGGGCCCCGCACCGGAACUAGAAAGCGAACUGUUCGAGGUGGUCGAGCGCUUCUCGUACAAGACGAAAAUCUUCAACGCCGGCUUCGCGGGCAUAUGUGGUGUCAGCUGCGUGUUCCCGCUCGACCUCAUCAAGACGCGCCUCCAGAACCAGAAUGCGAAUAGCCCGAUCUACAGAGGCAUCACCGACUGCGCGCGCAAGACGUGGCAACGAAACGGCGGCAGCUUCUUCAGCAGGAUAGGCGGAUUUUAUCAAGGUGCCUCUGUGAAUAUAUUGCUGAUCACACCGGAAAAAGCGAUCAAGCUCGUCGCCAACGACUAUUUUCGGCAUCAGCUCGCCACGCCGGGCGAGAAGAAGCUGGGCGCGCUACGCGGGAUGCUGGCAGGCGGCCUCGCCGGGCUCUUCCAAGUGACCGUGACGACCCCGAUGGAGCUGCUGAAGAUUCGCAUGCAGCAGGCGGAAAAGCGCGUCUCCCCAGCGGUGAUCUUGCGGCAACUGCUAGCGGAUCGCGGCUUUUGGGGGCUCUAUCGAGGCGUCGCCCCGACCUUGGCCAGAGAUGUCACGUUUUCGGUUAUCUACUUCCCGCUAUUUGCGAAACUCGACUCGAUGGGCCCUCGGAAAAAGGAUGGCAGCGGGGAUGCCGUUUUUUAUGCAAGUAGUCAGCUUAAAAUCCCAGUGAAAACA